CUGAAAUAGACUCCGUAUAUAAGACUCAAAGCCGAUCUCUUGUUCUUACCUUCGUCCCCCUCUCUCUUCUCCUCUCACGCUCCUUUCAUCUGUCUCCUUCCUUCUCUGAGGCUCCCUUCAUUCCUGUGUCCCUUCUUUUACACAGCCAAGAUGGCGAUGCAAGACUUACUCAAAGCUGAUGACAUCAAGAAGGCCCUGGACACAUUCAAAGCUGUUGACUCCUUUGACCAUAAGAAGUUCUUUGAGCUGGUGGGUCUGAAGGCCAUGUCUGCAGAGAAUGUUAAGAAGGUCUUCAAAGUCCUGGACGUUGAUGCCAGUGGCUUCAUUGAGGAAGACGAGCUCAAGUUUGUGCUGAAGGGAUUUUCCAAAGACGGCAGAGAUCUGACCGAUAAGGAGACCAAAGCCUUCCUCGCUGCCGCUGACAAGGAUGGAGACGGCAAGAUUGGCAUCGACGAAUUUGAAGCCAUCGUGCACCAGUAAAAAAGAAAACACCUGACAACCCUGAAACUCAUUCUUCUGUGCUCCUGUCCUUCACUCUGUCCCUCCAUCCCUCUAUUUAUUUUUUUUUUAUACAGAAAACACCCUCAUCGCCUGUUUUUCACACCUCCUUCCCAUCACUUUUUCUGUUUCUCAAACAUGUUUACCCCCCUCCCCCCCUUUUCCCAGCAUUUUAAACAUCUGAUCCCUCCCCACCCGUACCUCCCUGCCCCACCCGGUCCCUAUCCCUCGGUCCAUCCGGUCGAGGCAGUAAAAAAUAAUCAUGACAAAUCGUGACGAUGAGCUGUGAAGGAAGAACGAAAGAGAGAAAAAUUAAAAGACAGAAAUAAAGUGAAGUCUGAACA
Molecule: messenger RNA, 842 nt
Organism: Silurus meridionalis
Lineage: Eukaryota; Metazoa; Chordata; Actinopteri; Siluriformes; Siluridae
Gene: pvalb7
Product: parvalbumin 7
Exons: 5
Coding region: 151-480 (109 amino acids)
Cellular component (GO): cytoplasm; nucleus
Molecular function (GO): calcium ion binding
Source: RefSeq, a predicted model, not a curated record